Messenger RNA from Rubroshorea leprosula, 3580 nucleotides. The record is from the annotation of a GenBank genome assembly. NCBI's taxonomy places the organism in Eukaryota, Viridiplantae, Streptophyta, Magnoliopsida, Malvales, Dipterocarpaceae.
UAGAAGGACGAGUUAGAGUUUUUGGCUCGUAACGGGAAGCUAGAAGGGUAUGUUUAGAAGCCUCACACCCAGCAACCCACUCAAACCCAUUUUGUACAGGCGUACGACCGACCUCAAGGACAGAGGUACCAGCAUGGUGGGACGCAGGAUGCAUAUCAGGAUAACCAAUAUCCUUUUGAACAGGGCAGAGCAUACUGAGGACGUCCUUUCAACAGGAGAGGACAGGGACCGAGAACUACCGCCCCGAAUCAAAAAGACAGGAAAAGGCGCCCGAGGUCGUAAGACGUAUGCGCGCCAGGUGAUGACAGUUAACAAAAACAGACCUUUGAAACGCCCGUUUGAAGAAGCAGAAUGGGAAAAUGCGCCCAUCACAUUCAGCCCGGCAGACUAUAAGCGAGCAGAAGGAGAGCCCGACGUUAUGAUGCCGCAUGCAAACCCUUUUGUGGCAACGGUUCAAAUAGGCAAUCAUAAUGUCAACAAAGUCUUUGUUGAUACGGGUAGCUCGCUGGAUAUCCUGUAUUGGAGUUGCUUUCAGAAAAUGCAGCUGAAUCCAAAUUCACUGCAGAAAUAUGAAGGGCCUAUAUAUGGGUUCGACAAUCAGCCCGUCCCGGUUGAAGGAAUCAUUACCCUACCCAUCUAUGUGGGCUCGGAGCCACGGUUUAGGAUGGCUUCCGUUACCUUCCUGGUCGUCAAGAUGGAGUCAGCUUUCAACGCUAUACUGGGACGAGCUACCCUUUGCGAGCUGAAGGCUGUCAUCUCACAACCUCAUCUCUGCAUGAAAUUCCCAACUCCUCAGGGGGUAGGAGUGCUUAAAGGGAACCAGAAGAUGGCAAGAACAUGCUACCAAGAUACCUUCAAGAAGGUUGAGCUCGCUGCUGCUCCUACAGGUUCUGAAAAUCACAAACCAACCCAGCUCGCUCAGCAGACAAUGAGCAUUUCGGACAUUGAACACCGACCUGAGGGUGUCGAGCAGAAAGCAGAACUAGUGGAGCCGGUAGAAACGGUCCCUCUGAACCUUGAUGUGCCAGAACGAACGGUUAAGAUCGGCACCAAACUCAUAGAGGAGGAACGGGCAGAGCUUCUGAAGUUUUUGAGGGACAAUCAAGACGUGUUUGCGUGGACUACGGAUGAAAUGCCGGGCAUCCCCGCAGAGUUGACAGUCCACAAGCUAAGCACGGAUCCCACUAGAAGGCCGAUGGUACAGAAACGUCGCCUUUUCGGCUCGAAGAAGCAAGCUGCCAUAGACGAAGAGAUACAAAAGUUGCUACAGGCAGGCUUCAUCAGAAGAGUGGAGUACUCUGAAUGGGUGUCCAACCCUGUGCUCGUCAAAAAACCAAAUGGCAAAUGGAGGAUGUGUAUUGACUUCACCAACCUCAAUGAUGCAUGCCCAAAAGACCCUCAUCCCUUGCCAAAUGUCGAGAAGUUAGUAGAGCGGGCAGUAGGACACGAACGGAUGAGCUUCCUUGAUGCCAGUUCGGGUUAUCAUCAGGUCCAGUUGUUGCUAGACGACCAGGAGAAAACAGCUUUUUACGCUGGUGAUGCAAUCUACUGCUACGUCAUGAUGCCGUUUGGCCUCAAAAAUGCUGGAGCAACAUACCAAAAGCUGGUGCAAAUCAUCUUUAAGCUCCAGAUCGGCAGAAACAUAGAAGUAUAUGUGGAUGACAUGAUAGUCACCAGUGUGCGAGCUGAGGAUCACAUAGGCGACCUGGAUGAAACUUUUCAAAACUUGCGCCGAGCACAAAUGAAGCUGAAUCCCUUGAAGUGCACGUUUUCUGUGGAAUCCGGGAAAUUCCUAGGGUACGUGAUAUCCAAGAAAGGAAUUGAAGUAAAUCCAGAGAAGGUGCAGGCCGUUCAGCAGAUGGAACCCCCCAAGACAGUAAAAGAUGUACAACGUCUGACAGGUCGGGUGGCUGCGUUGCACAGGUUUAUAGCCAGAUCGGCAGAAAGGUGCCUUCCUUUCUUCAAAGCUCUGUGGGAGCCUAAAAACUUUCAAUGGACUGAUGAGUGUCAACAGGCGUUUGACGAGCUCAAACAGUAUUUGGCAUCCGCACCCCUGCUGUCCAAGCCUGUCGAUGGGGAAUGUUUAUAUUUGUAUCUGGGGGUCACAGAAGAGGCAGUGAGUUCAGUCCUAUUGAGGGAAGAGAAUAAGAGACAGAAGCCUAUCUGCUAUGUGAGCAAGGUAUUACAAGGUGCCGAGCAGAACUACCCACUAGCAGAAAAGGCUGCUUUUGCUUUGGUCUGCACGGCUCGUAAGCUAAGAGCCUAUUUUCAGUCUCAUCAGAUUGUUGUCUAUACCGAUCUACCAUUGAGAAAAAUAUUGCAGAAACCUGAACUCUCUGGUCGGCUUAUUGGAUGGAGCGUCGAGCUGAGUGAAUAUGACCUGAAGUUUCAGCCACGCACAACCAUAAAAGGCCAGGCCAUUGCAGACUUUCUGGUAGAAUGCAUCUCGGUGAUAGAGGUAGACAAGGCGCUUGAUUACCCAGCCUGGGUUCUGUAUGUUGAUGGAGCUGCUAACAUUGAAGGGUCAGGUGCUGGGGCUGUGUUGAUAGGCCCAGAUGGCUUUAAAUCUGAGCAUGCAUUGCGGUUUAAGUUCCAGACCACUAAUAAUGCUGCUGAGUAUGAAGCCCUCAUCUAUGGUUUGAAACUGGCGUCCGAGCUGAAGGUACAGAGCAUACAAGUUUUCAGUGAUUCUCAGCUCGUGGUAGGCCAGAUCGACAAAAUACCAAGAGCUGACAACCACCGAGCUGACGAGCUGUCAAAGUUGGCCUCCCCGCGGGACUUUAACCCUCAGAGGUCAACCAUCGUCGAAGUGCUGGACGCUCCGAGCUACACUGAUUUCACGGUCGAGUGGGAAAUGCUAUCAUCUAUUGCGUCUCCCUGGCCCUUUGCUCAAUGGGGUGUCGACCUGCUCGGCCCUUUUAUCAAAGGCAAAGGAGGCUGCACUUUCCUGGUCGUUGCAGUGGAUUACUUCACUAAGUGGAUAGAAGCUAAACCGCUGUCCACGACAACAAAAAGGAAAAUAGAAGAAUUCUUGUUCAAUUCAAUAUUGUGCAGGUUCGGCAUACCUAAGCGAAUUAUCGCUGACAAUGGGCCACAGUUCCGGGCAGCAGCACUGAGAUCGUUUUGUAACGACUAUGGCAUUGAGCUCGCCUUGACCUCGGCCACAGGCGAAACCCCGUUCAGUCUGGCAUACGGAGCCGAGGCUGUUAUCCCCGUCGAGGUCGGAUUGCCAUCCGAUAGAUCAGAUCGUCAUGACGAUCAGAAUAAUGAACAGCUCUUAAGAGAAAACCUAGACCUUGUGGAAGAAAUUAGGGAGAUGUCCCGAAUAAGGAACAUGGCACAUCAAAGUCGUGUUGCAAAAUUUUACAAUAAAAGAGUUCGAGCUCGCCAGUUUCAAGUCGGCGACCUGGUCCUACGCAAAGCUGGGUUAACUAACACCCAUUCGCACAUGGGCAAGCUCGCUCCUAAUUGGGAAGGCCCUUUAUAUGAUUGAUCAAGUUAAGCGACCUGGUUCUUAUACGUUAGCAGAUAUGCAGGGACGUCAGUUGCCUUACAUUUGGAAUAUACAGAAUCUUAGAAA